AUGUCGGACAUCAAUCGCCCAGCGAAGAAUAUCAAGCUUUCCCCGGUAAGUGACAACACACUGCCACUACAGCAGACUGUCGACGCUCAUAUUCACCAGACCGCUUGCCUCAACUCCCUCCCGCGUGAGCUCAAGGAUGAGAUCAUGUCCCAUCUCCCGAUCGACCUUGAAGUGGAAUUGCGUUCCACCAUGCUCCAAAGAUACCACAGCAUCAGCAACACCGCGGUUCUCGUGCGCAAUGUGGAAGAAUGGAAGGACUUCCUCGCCCUCUUCCGCGUCUCGUCGGGCUUCAGCAGAAUUCUUGAAGGUGCUCUGACCCGCGAAGUGCAGGCAAAACGCGUCAAGGUCGUACUUCACGUCAUCGACGCCGAUGGGAGCACCGAUGAAGUGACCGGCGACACGUGGCCUAGCCGCAUUGACCGCGACAAUACUGCACGAUGGGUCCCUGACCGCUGGCUCGAUCGCUUCAGACUGCUUCAGAUGAUCUCAGUCCACGAGGUUCGGGAUCCUGCUGGGGGAGAUCAAACCUCUUGGUCUUCAGCUGAUGAUCAGCGUGCGUACACCAAACCACGCUCGUAUCAGAUGAAGCUUCUCUACACCAGCGUCGAUAAGGAUGACACCAAAGGGGUUGGCAUCGGCCACUGCGCCAUCAAGAAUCGAUGGUUGGAGGUAACCCCACAGCCAAACAACAUGAAACUUGGUCUGCGCUUCGCCGAUGCUUUCGACGCCAUGACAUUCAAAAUGCAACGCCUAUUGGAGGGGGCUCCUGGGUUUCCGGCCAUCUUCAAUCCACAGAUGCUUGGCCUUCUUCAUCACACCCUCGUCAACGUUCUUGCUCGUACCCGGGUAUCCGGGGUUCUCGGUGUGGAGUAUAGAAGUGUCUGGUACCACCUAGACUACGAGUACUACUUCCAGGUGAAGGAACGAGAGGAGCCAACGACGCUUAGACUGGGCUGGCGUGGAGGUGCGGCGGCGCGGUACGCGGCGGAAAAGGCUGUGGCGUCUAUUGAGGAGACGAAGCGUUGA
Ramularia collo-cygni is the source of this 1026-nucleotide messenger RNA. RefSeq lists its product as uncharacterized. NCBI's taxonomy places the organism in Eukaryota, Fungi, Ascomycota, Dothideomycetes, Mycosphaerellales, Mycosphaerellaceae. The coding region runs from base 1 to 1026 and encodes 341 amino acids. The record is from RefSeq and is a predicted model, not a curated record. The transcript has a single exon.